Mastomys coucha (southern multimammate mouse) is the source of this 573-nucleotide messenger RNA. RefSeq names its product zinc finger BED-type containing 2 (gene Zbed2). NCBI's taxonomy places the organism in Eukaryota, Metazoa, Chordata, Mammalia, Rodentia, Muridae. The record is from RefSeq and is a predicted model, not a curated record.
AUGAUGAGGCCAGGAGAGGAUGAAGAGAAGGUUAGAACCAAGAUUCUGUCAAAAGGAGCUUUAGAGAUGAAGGAGGAGGUUAGUAAAGCCAAUGCCCCAGUUCCAACUUGGCCCCUGCUAUCACUCGGGCCCCAUCUCAAACAAUAUGCUACCUGUCACUAUGUGUCAGGCAGGUGAGUCAUGGCCUGAGGGCUCAUUAUGGGUACCACUGACCUGUCAAAGCAUCUGAAAAGCACUGGCAGAGAGGAGUUGGAUUAAGGUGACCACACUCCCAUGGGGCAGCACCAUGACCAUGUCUGGCUCCCUACAAAUAUGGAGGAUGACUGGGGCAAGCUCCUGGGGCUGGUGGAUGCUCUAGCUUUAUGGUCCAGCCAGAGGGAAAAGGAAGUUAAAAGGAUGGAGAGGGCCAUAGAAUGGUGGGAGAGAAGUGGGAGAGGGAAGGAACAAGCACUGGAGGAGGAGGAAAGGACCUUUCUGGAGAUGAAGAAAGGAUGGAGAGAGCUGAGAAGGACGUAUGACCGCAGCCAGGUAAAGGACUUGCCUGCAGCAGCACAUCCUGUCCAUUCUGUCUAA